AUGCUUCCAAACACCAAGCUCACAAUUACUGCAGCUUCCUCUGAGGGAAAUGGUGUUUUAUAUGUUAAAGAUUAUUAUAUUCCAACACAAGACUCCUUUGAAGAAAAGGUUGCUUUGACUGGUAGUUCCUCCUCUCUGAGUGUCAACAAUUUUCUGUCGACAUGGAAAGAUGUGUUCCUUCUCAUUGAACCAAGCACUCCCUCUCUGAGUUUUUCCAUUUCCACAACUUCUCAAGAUAUUCAUUUUCAUGAACCAUUAGGACCAGGAGCAAUUGUUGGAAUUGCUGUUGGUUCAUCCAUAGUUGUAACGUGUAUGGUUUUACUUGUCCUUAUUGCACUUGUGAUUGUUUACAAAAGAAAGAAAGAAAAACAACAUGGUGAAGACAGUGUCAAAACACCCUUAGUCAAAUAA
Molecule: messenger RNA, 411 nt
Organism: Naegleria lovaniensis
Lineage: Eukaryota; Heterolobosea; Eutetramitea; Acrasida; Naegleriidae
Exons: 1
Coding region: 1-411 (136 amino acids)
Source: RefSeq, a predicted model, not a curated record